AUGCUCCUCCUCCAUCCCAAGAAAGACCCCCGCCUCUCCAACAUCUCCACAGAAGUCAUCGAAGACGAAUUCGCCGUCCUCAAAUCCACCUAUCAAGCCCCCAAACACCCCAUCAUCCUCGCGCACGGCCUGCUCGGAUUCGACGAGCUGGGGCUCGGAGGGGCGAAUCUCCCGGGCAUUGAGUACUGGUAUGGCAUCACGCAGGCGCUGGCAGCGAAGGGGGUAGAGGUGAUUACUUCGGCCGUGCCGCCUUCGGGGAGUAUUGAGGAUCGGGCGGGGAAGUUGGCGGAGGCGAUUGAAGGGAGGGCUGGGGGGAAGGCGGUCAAUAUUAUUGCCGGCCUCGACUCACGAUACAUGAUAUCACGACUCCAACCAUCCAAUUUGAAGGUCCUCUCCCUAACAACCAUAGCAACCCCCCACCGCGGCUCCUCCUUCGCAGACUACCUCUUCGCCCAAAUCGGCAUGACCAACAUCCCCAAAAUCUACAAAGCCAUGGAGUCCUUCGGCCUGGAGACUGGCGCCUUCAGCCAACUAACCCGCGAAUACAUGGCUUCAUCUUUCAACCCGCGCACUCCGGACGUCGAAGGGAUCAAGUACUACAGCUACGGCGCGCAGUUCGAGCCGCAUCUCCUGUCGGUGUUUCGGAAGUCGCACGAUGUGAUUGCUAAGGUCGAGGGGCCGAAUGAUGGGAUGGUGAGUGUGGAGAGUAGUCGAUGGGGGGAGUAUAAGGGGACGUUGAAUCAUGUCAGUCAUCUGGAUUUGAUUAAUUGGAGCAAUCGGCUGCGGUGGUAUUUUUGGGAACUGACGGGGAAGAGGAAGAAGAAUUUCAACGCCAUCGCGUUCUAUCUGAGCAUCGCUGAUAUGCUUGCUAAGGAGGGGCUUUGA
Molecule: messenger RNA, 885 nt
Organism: Zasmidium cellare ATCC 36951
Lineage: Eukaryota; Fungi; Ascomycota; Dothideomycetes; Mycosphaerellales; Mycosphaerellaceae
Exons: 4
Coding region: 1-885 (294 amino acids)
Molecular function (GO): triacylglycerol lipase activity
Source: RefSeq, a predicted model, not a curated record